This is a messenger RNA of Penicillium vulpinum, 249 nucleotides long. RefSeq lists its product as uncharacterized. The record is from RefSeq and is a predicted model, not a curated record. The transcript has a single exon. Lineage: Eukaryota; Fungi; Ascomycota; Eurotiomycetes; Eurotiales; Aspergillaceae. The coding region runs from base 1 to 249 and encodes 82 amino acids.
AUGGUGAACCAACGAAUACGACUUGUGUACUACCGAUAUGAGGUCACUUUCGGCCUCUAUGAAUACAAUCAAUUCCCGGAGGAUGUCUGGCCGACUCUGGAAGCACUCCAUCGGCUACCAGGAACCACAGGGGUCCCAGGUCCAGCCAAGAUGUUCCCAGAUUUAACAGCACCGUCGACAGGAACGAGGCUUCGAUUCAUGGGGGCUCAAGGAGAAUAUCAGAAUUCUCUAGAAUCUGCAAGGGCUUGA